AUUGAGCCAAUGACCUGCUCAACCGGUUACCAUCCUCUUCUCAUCCAUAAAUAGUAAUGGUAGGUGAAGUGUUCUUUAUUUUCAUUCCUCAAGGCCUUUUCUUUGUUGGGGAAGCUUAAAUAGUGAUUGUGUUCAGAAAUUUGUAUUAAAAAAAAAUGACUUGGGAGUUAUCACCACGAGUAGCUGACAAGAAGAUAAUUGAGGGAGAGGGUGGAUCAUAUUGGAGUUGGUCAAGUUCCAAGUUUCCAUUGCUGAGUGAAGCUAAGGUUGGUGCUGGAAAGCUUCUUCUUCAUCCUAAUGGCUUUGCUCUCCCUCAUUAUGCUGAUUCCUCCAAGAUUGGUUUUGUUCUUCAAGGGAGGUGCACAGUAGGAAUGGUAUUCCCAAAUGCAUCAGAAGAAAAAGUGUUGGCAAUCAAGAAAGGGGAUGCAAUACAGGUACCGGCCGGAGGGCUGUCAUGGUGGUUCAAUGGUGGAGACACCGAUAUGGUUAUGGUGUUCAUUGGAGAAACUUCGAAGGCUUACAAUCCUGGUGAAUUCACCUACUUCCUCUUGUCAGGGACACUAAGUGUCUUGAAGGGUUUCUCUACAGACUUUGUUUGUAGAGCUUAUAACAUAAAUAAAGAAGAAGCAAAUGAGCUGGUGACGAGCCAAACAGAGACUUUGAUCAUCAAGAUUGAAGAAGGAACAACUAUGCCCCAACCAUGCAAAGACACCAACAAUGGAAGCAACAACACAGUCAUCAACAUCGAGACUGCAUUGGCUGACACAGAUGUCAAGAAUGGUGGAUUGCUGACAAAAUUUACUGCAAAAGAACUGCCUUUGCUUGAACAAGUUGGGCUUAGUGCCAAGCUUGUGAAGUUGGGUGCAAAUGAAAUGUCACCAAUACUGUAUGGUGCUGGUUCAUCAGUUGAGGUAACUUACAUUGUGAAAGGCAGUGGUAGGGUCCAAAUUGUGGGGAUCAAUGGUGAGCUUGCUUUGGACACCAAAGUGCAUAGUGGUGACUUGUUUGUUGUGCCAAGGUUCUUUGUGGUAGCCAUAGUUGCAGGUGGAGAUGGGAUGGAGUGUUUCUCUGUCAUAACUUCUUCACAACCUGUGUUUGGAGAGUUAAGUGGCAAUACAUCUAUAUGGAAAGCUUUAUCUCCAGUGGUUCUACAAACUUCUCUUGGUGUCACUCCAAAGUUUUCUCUACUUUUCAUUUCCAAGAAUUAGAUCACAAACACCACAAUUCUCAUCCCUUCAUCAAAUUAAAUUCUAGCAUAUUUAAAACAUUAUUAGUAGCCCAUUUAAUUCCUUGUUAUAUGUAUAUUUCUUUUUGGAGAUGAAAUGUGUUGAGAAAUAAAUUGAAUUGUUUGUAAUCUUUAUUUUA
Messenger RNA from Camellia sinensis, 1365 nucleotides. RefSeq names its product 11S globulin seed storage protein 2. The record is from RefSeq and is a predicted model, not a curated record. Gene Ontology annotation, molecular function: nutrient reservoir activity. Lineage: Eukaryota; Viridiplantae; Streptophyta; Magnoliopsida; Ericales; Theaceae.